AUGGCAGCGGCGGGCGGCGGCGGGCCCGGCGGGCCCUCUGAGGGGACAGGGGACGAUGGCGGAGGUGUCGGCUCCAGGACAGUGUACUUAUUUGACCGGCGCGAGAAGGAGUCCGAGCUCGGUGACCGGACGCUGCAGGUUGGGGAGCGCUCGGACUACGCGGGAUUCCGCGCCGCAGUGUGUCAGGUACACGAACGGGCGAAGGAGGGAUGCGCGCAUGAAACUGUUAAAGAUGGAGUCACCCUGUACCUGCUACAGUCAGUAAAUCAGUUACUUCUAACAGCCACAAAAGAGCGAAUUGACUUCUUACCUCACUAUGACACACUGGUUAAAAGUGGCAUGUAUGAAUAUUAUGCAAGUGAAGGACAGAAUCCAUUGCCAUUUGCACUUGCGGAAUUAAUUGAUAAUUCAUUGUCUGCCACUUCUCGUAACGUUGGUAUUAGAAGAAUACAGAUCAAAUUGCUUUUUGAUGAAACACAAGGAAAACCUGCUGUUGCAGUGAUAGAUAAUGGAAGAGGAAUGACCUCUAAGCAGCUUAACAACUGGGCCGUGUAUAGGUUGUCAAAAUUUACAAGGCAAGGUGACUUUGAAAGUGAUCAUUCCGGAUAUGUUCGUCCAGUACCAGUGCCACGCAGUUUAAAUAGUGAUAUUUCCUAUUUUGGUGUUGGGGGCAAGCAGGCUGUUUUCUUUGUUGGACAAUCAGCCAGAAUGAUAAGCAAACCUGCAGAUUCCCAAGAUGUUCAUGAGCUUGUACUUUCUAAAGAAGAUUUUGAGAAGAAGGAGAAAAAUAAAGAAGCAAUAUAUAGUGGAUAUAUUAGAAACAGAAAGAUUUCUAUGUUUGAAAAAGGGAAGGCACCUAAAAUUAUCAACCUAAGGGAAAUACAAGAUGACAUGCAAACAUUGUAUAUAAACACAGCAGCUGAUAGUUUUGAGUUCAAGGCUCAUGUUGAAGGAGACGGUGUAGUGGAAGGGAUUAUCCGAUACCAUCCUUUCUUAUAUGACAGAGAAACAUACCCUGAUGAUCCAUGCUUUCCAUCAAAAUUAAAAGAUGAAGAUGAUGAUGACGAUUGUUUCAUACUUGAGAAGGCAGCAAGAGGGAAAAGGCCUAUUUUUGAAUGUUUUUGGAAUGGACGAUUAAUACCGUAUACAUCAGUUGAAGACUUUGACUGGUGUACUCCUCCUAAGAAGAGAGGGCUUGCACCAAUUGAAUGCUACAAUAGAAUAUCUGGUGCAUUAUUCACUAAUGACAAAUUCCAGGUCAGCACAAAUAAACUAACUUUUAUGGAUCUUGAGCUAAAAUUGAAAGAUAAGAACACCCUUUUUACGAGGAUUUUAAAUGGACAGGAGCAACGAAUGAAAAUUGACAGAGAAUUUGCUUUAUGGCUGAAGGACUGUCAUGAAAAGUAUGAUAAACAAAUAAAAUUUACAUUGUUUAAAGGAGUAAUUACACGUCCUGAUCUUCCUUCUAAAAAGCAAGGCCCCUGGGCAACAUACUCGGCAAUAGAAUGGGAUGGAAAGAUAUACAAAGCAGGACAGCUGGUAGCUUCAAGUGGAAAUAAAGAAAUCAUUUCACAUAUUAGUCAACAUGGAGGAAAAUGGCCUUACUGGUUUAAAAAAAUGGAAAACAUUCAAAAGUUGGGGAAUUACACAUUGAAAUUACAAGUUGUAUUGAAUGAAAGUAAUGCAGACACUUAUUCAGGAAGACCACUACCAUCUAAAAUAAUUAAAUUUUCUGUUAAAGAGGGUAAGCCAGAGAAAUUUUCAUUUGGUCUCCUGGAUCCUCCUUUUCGUGUUGGAGUUCCAUUCAAUAUCCCUCUGGAGUUUCAGGAUGAAUUUGGUCAUGCUAGUCAACUAGUAACUGAUAUUCAGCCAGUUCUUGAAGCAAGUGGUUUAUCUUUACGUUAUGAAGAAAUAACCAAAGGACCAAAUUGUGUAAUCCGAGGUGUUACAGCCAGGGGCCCGGUAAACUCUUGUCAAGGCAAGAAUUAUAACCUGAAGGUUAUUCUACCGGGUUUAAAAGAAGACUCUCAGAUUUUGAAAAUUAGAUUACUACCUGGUCACCCUCAUCGAUUGAAAGUGAAACCUGAUUCUGAAAUUUUAGUUAUAGAAAAUGGAACAGCUUUCCCAUUUCAGGUGGAAGUAUUAGAUGAAUCAGACAACAUAACAGCACAACCAAAAUUGAUUGUUCAUUGUAAGUUUUCAGGUGCUCCAGACCUUCCAGUCUAUGUUGUGGAUUGCAGUAGUUCUGGAACCAGUAUUUUAACAGGAUCUGCAAUUCAAGUUCAGAAUAUUAAAAAAGACCAGACACUUAAAGCAAGAAUUGAAAUACUUAAUUUUAAAGAAGUGCCACCUGUGGAGAAGACUAUUAAGUUGCUUCCCAGUAGCCAUGUUGCAAGACUGCAGAUAUUUAGCUUGGAAGGACAGAAGGCAAUCCAGAUCAAACAUCAGGAUGAGGUUAAUUGGAUAGCAGGCGACAUUAUGCGUAAUCUCAUUUUUCAAAUGUAUGAUGAGGGAGAAAGAGAAAUCAAUAUAACAUCAGCUUUAGCAGAAAAAAUUAAAGUUAACUGGACUCCCGAGAUUAACAAAGAACACUUGGUACAGGGUCUACUUCCUGAUGUACAGGUACCAACAUCUGUAAAAGAUAUGCGCUAUUGCCAGGUUUCAUUCCAAGAUGAUCAUGUGUCUUUGGAAAGUGCAUUUACAGUAAGACCUCUUCCUGAUGAACCUAAACAUUUAAAAUGUGAGUUAAAAGGAGGAAAAACCGUACAGAUGGGCCAAGAGCUACAAGGAGAAAUAGCCAGAAACACAUCUGAAAACACACAAAGUAUAAGUGUAAGAGGCAUCAGAUUUAUUCCAGGUCCUCCUGGAAAUAAGGAUCUUUGUUUUACUUGGCGUGAGUUUUCUGACUUUAUUCGAGUGCAGCUAAUUUCUGGACCUCCAGCUAAACUUCUCCUAAUAGACUGGCCAGAACUAAAGGAGUCCAUUCCAGUGAUUAAUGGAAGAGAUUUACAGAACCCUCUUCUUGUUCAACUUUGUGAUCAAUGGGAUAAUCCAGCACCAGUACCACAUGUUAAAAUAAGUCUCAUAAAAGCUAGCAAUUUAAAGCUCACACCUUCAAACCAACAGCAUAAAACAGAUGACAAGGGCAGGGCGAAUUUGGGAGUAUUCAGUAUUUUUGCCCCUAGGGGAGAACAUACUAUGCAGGUUAAAGCCAUCUAUAAUAAGAGCACCAUAGAAGGACCUACAAUUAAGUUAAUGAUUCUUCCAGACCCUGAAAAACCUGUUCGUAUCAAUGUUAAAUAUGACAAAGAUGCUUCCUUUUUAGCAGGGGGUCUUUUCACUGAUUUUAUGAUUACUGUUAUUUCUGAAGAUGACAGUAUCAUUAAAAAUAUUAAUCCAGCACGUAUUUCCAUGAAACUGUGGAAGCUGUCUAGCGGUGGGAACCGACCACCAGCAAAUGCAGAAACAUUUAGUUGUAAUAAAAUAAAAGAUAAUGACAAGGAAGAUGGCUGCUUCUACUUCAGGGAUAAAGUUAUUCCUAACAAAGUGGGGACAUAUUGUAUCCAGUUUGGUUUUAUGAUGGAUAAAGCAAAUAUUCUCAACAGUGAACAGAUUAUAGUUGAUGUUCUACCUAAUCAGCCUGUGAAGUUAGUUCCUAAAAUUCAACCACCUACACCAGCUGUUUCUAAUGUUCGCUCAGUUGCCAGUAGGACCUUGGUCAGAGAUCUACAUCUCAGUAUUAUGGAUGACUACAGCAAUCAUACCGGAAUUGAUUUGGUUGGCACUAUUAUAGCUACCAUUAAAGGUUUUAAUGAGGAAGAUACUGACAUCCCACUCUUUAAUGGGAAAGUUAGAACACUUGAAUUUCCUUUUGUGAAUGGUUCAGCUGAAAUCACGAGUCUAGUGCUGGCAGAAAAUAGUCCUGGAAGAGAUAGUACUGAAUAUUUUAUUAUAUUUGAGCCUCGGCUACCACUUUUAUCAAGAACAUUAGAGCCAUAUAUCCUACCAUUUAUGUUUUAUAAUGAUGUUAAGAAGCAGCAACAAAUGGCAGCACUUACAAAAGAAAAGGACCAAUUAUCUAAAUCUAUUUUUGCAUAUAGAGGUUUAUUUGAAGCCAAUCAACAGCUUCUUGAUGAAAUGAAAUGUAAGUUAUUUUGUAUUCAGAGGCCUUGUAAAAUUAUGCUUCAGGGAAUAGUGAGGCAGAAGAUGCCACACAUUGAAGCACUUUUGAAAAGAAAGCUAUCAGAACAGGAUGAACUAAAGAAAAAACCUAGAAGAUCAUGUACUCUUCCAAACUAUACUAAAGGCACUGGAGAUAUUUUGGGAAAGAUUGCACAUCUAGCACAAAUCGAAGAUGACAGAGCUGCAAUGGUUAUUUCCUGGCAUCUGGCAAGUGACAUGGACUGUGUAGUCACCCUGACCACUGAUGCUGCACGUCGUAUCUACGAUGAAACCCAAGGUCGUCAGCAAGUGUUGCCCCUUGAUUCUAUUUAUAAGAAGACUCUUCCAGAUUGGAAAAGACCUCUACCUCAUUUCCGAAAUGGAAAAUUGUAUUUUAAGCCCAUUGGAGAUCCAGUCUUCGCUCGAGAUUUGUUAACAUUUCCAGAUAAUAUAGAACAUUGUGAAACAGUAUUUGGUAUGCUGUUAGGAGACACAAUUAUUUUGGAUAAUCUGGAUGCAGCCAAUCAUUAUAGAAAAGAGGUUGUUAAAAUUGCCCACUGUCCUACACUGCUGACCAGAGAUGGAGAUCGAAUUCGAAGUAAUGGAAAGUUUGGGGGCCUUCAGAAUAAAGCUCCUCCAAUGGAUAAACUUCGAGGAAUGGUAUUUGGAGCUCCAGUACCAAAACAGUGCCUGAUCAUAGGGAAACAAAUAGAUCUUCUUCAACAGUAUCGUUCUGCUCUGUGCAAGCUGGAUGCUGUGAAUAAGGACCUUAAUAAUCAAUUAGAGUACCUUCGUACUCCAGAUAUGAAGCAAAAAAAGCAAGAACUUGAUGAACAAGAGAAAAAUCUGAAACUAAUAGAGCAAAAACUAGGUAUGACUCCCACACGUAAGAGUAAUGACUCAUUGCGUCAUUCAGCAAAGGUUGAGGUGGCAGAUUGUCCAGUUCCUCCUAAAAGAAUGAGAAGAGAAACCAUAAGACAAAAUAGGUGAGUUCAUUAUGACCUGAAAA
Molecule: messenger RNA, 5170 nt
Organism: Propithecus coquereli (Coquerel's sifaka)
Lineage: Eukaryota; Metazoa; Chordata; Mammalia; Primates; Indriidae
Gene: SMCHD1
Product: structural maintenance of chromosomes flexible hinge domain containing 1
Exons: 39
Coding region: 1-5151 (1716 amino acids)
Biological process (GO): double-strand break repair; chromosome organization
Cellular component (GO): Barr body
Molecular function (GO): protein binding; ATP binding
Source: RefSeq, a predicted model, not a curated record